Molecule: messenger RNA, 1364 nt
Organism: Anopheles stephensi (Asian malaria mosquito)
Lineage: Eukaryota; Metazoa; Arthropoda; Insecta; Diptera; Culicidae
Exons: 2
Coding region: 138-1301 (387 amino acids)
Biological process (GO): positive regulation of Notch signaling pathway
Cellular component (GO): nucleus
Source: RefSeq, a predicted model, not a curated record
GGUGAAAUACGCCGCUCGCUGCACAUGGCAUUUUGUUUACCCCGAAAACAUACCGGGCGUUUGUUUUGUGCGUGCGCGAGUCGGUAGAUCUAUUGGAUACGUAGCGUACACCAAGAGAAACUAAUUUUCCAAUCAAAAUGGCUUUAUGGAAUCAACGAGACUUAAAAGCACCCCCACCUAUGAACGCUUUGUGCAAAUCGAAACACAUCGAGGAAGAAAUUCGCGAUGCUACUAAAACGUGCGCUGAAAUGCUAGAGUAUUACACGACGUUGGGCAAAUUUCAGACGGCAACAGCGUAUCUGUCGAGCUUUUGCAGAUCUUACAGGAAUAGGAAACGCAACAUGCACGGGUUUCAAAUCAUGCGCCGUAUAAAUCAAGCACUGGUACGGAUGAAGCGCAUGAACCUGGUGCACGUUAUCAUGGAUUUGCACAGCUUCUUCCCGGAGUCGAACUUCAUCGAUCGGCAGGUGAAUCUGCCGGUGCGUUCCAACUUGGAGUAUCUGCUCGUUCGAAUGCAGGGACUGGCCAAGUUGCUGUUGCGUGUCGUUUAUCUUACCAAGGAAGCCGCACGCUACCAUUUGAAGCAAAUAGCGAUAGUGUUCCUGUACCAUUCGUUUGCCAUGUUUCUCGGGCUGAUGGGCGAGCUGUGGCUGUUUGCCCGCGCAAUCUGCCGACGCACGGUAGAGUUUUACAAUAGGCUGCACCCGGUGCUGAAUAUCCUGCCCAACGCCGACCAGCAGCAGUGGCUGCCGGAUGGGUACGAACUUCCGGCCGAUCUAGCGGGCUGGCUGGGGGAGGAGUAUGAGCGCGAGAUUCUGUACAUAUGCCAGGGAAAGGAUAUGCUUGAGCUGGGCGUGAAUUCGAACAUUUUUAACCUUCUCGACCAUCACUCCAAAGAUGAGAUGGAAAACGAGCUAACGCGCAUGGAAGAUGAGGCUAAGACGAAUAGCAAAGAGGAAAAGCCAAAACCAUCGUCCAGUUCCGUGCCCAAGGCGAUGCUGUUGCAAAGCUUACGUUCGGAUACCGGAGUGCAGGUAUCGAGGACAGGCAAGCUUGCCUUUCCAAAUUUCAACCGGCAGUUCAAUUACAUCAAAUCAAAGUUUCACGUGCAACAGUUCAUUGCGCAGGAACGUGCAAAACGUAAGGAGCGUCCGCAGGAGGCGAUCACAAAAGGUAUUUCGGAGCGGGAGUUUGAAAGCUUUAGUGUGCAAUUGAUGAGGAGCUAUAACGAGCUAUCGUCUUCGCAGUUUGUACAGAUGUUCAAGGAUGCGUUUCAGCACUUGCUUCAUGGGGUUAAAUGAAUCGAUCGUUUAAAUAAAAAUGCACCCUUCAAGUACUUCUCAGGAGGUUGGGGCUGUUCGUAA